CAAGUUGCGGAAACAAGCAACUUGCCGGGGACAAAUGCUGAGCCUUGCAUUGUUGACAUGAUGCAACAAGAGGAAGCUGAUUUUGACAGUGAGGAUGAUUGCAAGAUACCCUUGAUCGUAUUUUCCCUACCAAAUCACGCCGAGGUAAAUAAAUUUUUUAAGCUGAGGACAAAACAAUAGCAGCUUCCUUCCUCCUCAAAAAAUCUUUUUCUCUUUUGAGACAUCUGCGGGUCAUCUGCAGGUCCGUAAAAUGUUCAACACACUUCCAAAAUUAGCGUUGAAUUAAUAAUUUUGAUUUAGCAAUGCAGCAUACAAAAUUGUUAGUAUUGUUUCGCUUAUAAAUAUCAUCACUGAAGUAAUUUGCCCUAUAUCAUCUUUUGAUCUCCAGCCUCCUGGGAGAUCUUUUUUUUUUAACCACGUUUCGGGGCGGAGGCCCGUAGCUAAGGAAAUGUGGUAAUCUACCCAUCCGAGAAAAAUUUGGUAAUCACGUGACCGUACACCAAGCGACCGUCCGUCCGCACCACAGGCUUACCAAUGUAAAAUAACUCAAGGUUUUAAUUGGAAGGAAAUCACAUGGCCGCCCAUACUUUUAGAAAGAAAAAAACAACAACAAAGUCGUGUCUUUUUCGGCGUUAUUUUUUAUGUUUAUACUAACGUAGAUAACAGAGAAAGAGCUAGAGCGAGUUAUUGAAAACAAAGGAGACGAAUUUCGUAGGGAGGAAAACAUGGAAAUUCAAAGCGGCGGUGGGAAAAUGAGAAAUGCUAGCGGCCAGCAAGGAGCGGCCGGCAAGGUGAAAAUGAGCAGCGGUGAAAAACAAAAGCGAACAUGAGCACAUGCGGGGGAAAAAAAUAUUGAGUAAACACAUACGACAAUUCCUCCAUAAAAAAUAAUGUGUCACUAGGAAGUUUGACGUUUUAGUCGUACAAAACAGCGUUGUAGUCGUGCAAAACAACGGCGAGGCAUAACAGGCCAGAGCCCCGAUUUUAGUGCGCGCCCGAGGAGGCCUAAUCUCCACAGCAACCACCGCAGAUCGGUUUCCAAUAACAGACAAGCGUUACUUUCGUAAUUAGUUUUAACAUUCCUCCAGACACCUUUGGAGAGCGCCGGACACAUUGCCUGUCAAGGAACUUUGUACUUUUGAUUAAACGAACCAGACAUCUCAAGGAAACGCGAAAUUUGAUCAGACUAUUUGGGUAUUAUACAUUCAUUUCACGGUCGAUUGAAAAUUUAGAAGUCGAUCUUCGCGGCUGGCUUCGCAAUUGAUAAGUACAGUUUNCAUUCCUCCAGACACCUUUGGAGAGCGCCGGACACAUUGCCUGUCAAGGAACUUUGUACUUUUGAUUAAACGAACCAGACAUCUCAAGGAAACGCGAAAUUUGAUCAGACUAUUUGGGUAUUAUACAUUCAUUUCACGGUCGAUUGAAAAUUUAGAAGUCGAUCUUCGCGGCUGGCUUCGCAAUUGAUAAGUACAGUUUUCUCGCCGCAUUUGGAUUCAAAUAGGCUUGAUACGCCUUCAAUGGUUUUUCAACCCGUGUCAACAUUGGUGACCUUCGAAGCGAAAACGGCGAGUCGGCGUAUCAAGUUUUUACUGAGGAGCCACAAGUAGGAAUACACUCUCUGCUGGCACAUCUUUCUCUGGUUUGGAAGGAACUCUGGAAAAAACCCUGACCCCCAAAAAAUUUAAAUCUUCUCUAUUUGAACGUUUGAGAAAGGCCGUCAGCAAUGCACAUUUUAUGGUCGCCGGUGUAAACGAAUGCGAGAGCUCGAGCUCUACUUCACAUCUCCUUGAGGAACAGCAAGACCGAUUAUCUGAUUCAAUGGACGACCUUUUUGAUCAAACGGCGAAGGAUUCAAAUCUUUUUUCUCUGGCUUAAGACGUUGUAAUUGUCGAUGUGCCUCCAGUGACAAAUCACUCUCGAAAAAGCCUGCCAAGCACUGUCGAAAUCCCGCCAAAAUCUUAUUCGCUGGAAGGAGCCCAAGACGCUGGAUUACUCCAGAUAUUGUUUCACUUCAACAUCUUCGUGUUCGCUUGAGCGAUCUGUAUAAUCAACGUCACAGAUAUAGUAUGGUUUCUAUAUCAGUCAUGUUAGUCUCCUUGAAACGUCGAUCACAAUCCAAAAAUUAUUAUUACAGGUUAUCUUUGUAUUGUUACUUGUUUUUUAAUUAAUAGGCCAAAUUAUACGGCUACCCUCUUCCUCAGAGCUUACAGGCAGCGCGCCCAAGAUUCUGACGUGUUGGUAGUCUCUCUUUUGAAAUGUCGGUCAUUAUCCAAAUUAUAAUUAUAGGUCAUCUUUGUACUGUCAUUUGUUUUUGACAUAGGCCAAAUUAUGGGGCUACCCUCUCCCUCAGAGCUUACAGGCGGCGCGCCCAAGUUUCUGAGGUGAAGGUACUCUCUCUUUUAAAAUGUCGGUCAUUUACCCAAAUUAUUAUUGUAGGUUAUUUUUGUAUUGUCACUUGUUUUUGAAACAGGCCAAAUUAUGGGGCUUCCCUCUCCCUCACAGCCUACAGGCGGCGCGCCCAAGAUUCUGAGGUGAUGGUAGUCUCUCUUUUGAAAUGUCGGUCAUUAUCCAAAUUAUUAUUGUAGGUCAUCUUUUUACUGUCAUUUGUUUUGAAACAGGCCAAAUUAAUUAUGGGGCUACCCUCUCCCUCAGAGCUUACAGGCUGCGCCCCCAAGUUUCUGAGGUGAUGGAAGUCUCUCUUUCGAAAUUAUAUUGUAGGUAAUUUUUGUCGUGUCAUUUGUUUUUGAAAUGGGCCAAAUUAAUUGAGGGGCUACUCUUGCUCCCUCAGAGCUUACAGGCGGCACGCCCAAGAUUCAGAGGUGAUGGUAGUCUCUCUUUUAAAAUGUCGGUCAUUUACCCAAAUUAUUAAUUGUAGGUUAUUUUUGUAAUGUCGUUUGUUUUUGAAAUAGGCCAAAUUAAUUUAUGGGGCUACCCUCUCCCUCAGAGCUUACAGGCUGCGCGCCCAAGUUUCUGAGGUGAUGGUAGUCUCUCUCUAAAUUUGAAAUUAUAAUUGUAGGUUAUUUUUGUAGUGUCAUUUGUUUUUUAAAAAGGCCAAAUAUCCACCUAAAAACCCGAGCGAUGUGAUUUAGUAACUUAUUCAUGGUGUUCAGCUUCCGGUUAGUUCAGUUUAUCGCCAUUUGUAGGCAAAGUUCACGCGCCCAUUAUCACACUCUAACUGGGUCGAUUGUGAGGAGACUCUUAUGUCAGUCAUUGACUAAAAACCCCCGCACGUUAAGCCUUUGUGCGACGGACGUCGCUUAGAAAUAUAAAUUGCCCACGCUGAUCGCCAAUUCUACUUGAAAAGUGUCUCUGAUUGAGUUGUGUAAUGUAUUCUAGAGAGUAAUUUUAGUACUAACCUCGCAGACAAGGAUGUAAUGAGACAUUUAUUUGCGUAGUUAGGCCUGCUAUCCAUUGGGCAAGCAUCCCUUUUAUUUCCUUUCGAUAGCCUUUCCAUGCACUAACCCUUGGGUGCAGAAACUAGCUGCCUCUCGCUGUACCAAAACUUGAUAGUUUUGGCGUUCAAUAUUUUUAACGGGUGCUCACAAAACACCAGGACUGCAUCGUGCACCUUUGACACUUUGGUACCCUGCGAGCUUUGGUUCAUCGCGUUUUGAAAUAUGGAAAUUUUGAUAUUCCCGCAUAAAAGAAGACUGAUAAAACGUGUCUUUCAUUGACUACAGUGAAACACCCGGAAAUGAAGGAUGUUUUGAAAGAAACGGGAAAACUGAUAAAAGUAAAUAUUUGUUUUGAUAAGUGAAAUCAAUGAGAAAUAACCAUAAACUAGUUUUGUUUUUUGUUUUUUGGUUUUUUAAAAGCGGUUUGUCUGGUACCAGAUAUGUACAAUUACUUUUAAUCAAACAUGGAUCGGGUUUUGUUAAUUAUGACAGAAUGUAAUUAAAAAGCAUUAUGUUGACAGCUACAAGGCACAUGCUUGCCUUAAGGUGGCUAGACUGGAUUUUUUGGGGUUGAUACCUCCCAAGUUUGAGCAUUAACUACGUCGGCAUGAGUAAAUGUAUGGAAAAAAGGUUACCACAACUGUAUUAUAUAAAGAUGAAAAUUUCUUAUGAUCUGGGUUUUAUUGCAAUCGGAGUCGCCAUGGCAACGGAAUGACGCCAUUACGUUUUUCAUUUAUCGUUGUGUUUCUCUGUAGCAGGAGUUUUUUGAAGAAAUCGCUUAAGGGAGUAUGUACCUGCCAUAAUUGCCUCCAUUAUGGCAAAGUUUGAAGAACUUCUAUGAGAGCGUUUUCGAAAUAUUUUGAAAUUCAGUUUUAAUAACCAUCAAAGCGGUGAAAUAGCAUACUAGCCGCAAAAUUCGCUAAUAUUUUAAGAAAAUGAUAAUCUUUGGAAUCGCAGCUUCAUCUCAUAGUGGUUUGAUUCCAUUGAAAAUUGCAUACAAAAAAAGAGAGGAACUGCUCUGGUCGAUCGCGAGUAAGAAGAAUUUUAUUAACUCGCAUUCAACUGCUUUUGCCUAAAAAUUUCGCAUUUUUCCAAAAACCGCUCGAUAAAUUUUUUUAUAAAUUCGACAAUCCCGAGAUCGAUUGUCAAGAAAUAUUCCCUACAAGUUUCAAGAACAUUGAAAACAGGGAAGGCUUUUAAAUAGGGCCUCAAACAUAACCAAUUUUCCCCCAGAUUUUGUGUUUACAAGCGAGCGUCCUCAUUAUUCACUGGCAUUGUUUUCAAGUUUCAUAUGCACGUGCACAACUAGCAAAAGAUAUAAAUUUGCAUCAAAAAGAACUCUCGAUUACUUUCCGAAGAAAUAUCCGGAAUAUGCUAAUAAUUGGCUUGUCGUCACAGAUAGCAGUGAGAGCCGAAACGGUGAACGUCACGGCUCAUCGUAUACUUGAUUAUCUUACUCGGGUUAUAACAUCACAGAAACUCUCACAAAGAGUUGCUCUGAUAUUAUAUAAUGUAUCACUAAUCUCUUUACCCGGUAAUUAGCAUAUCCCGGAGAUUUAACCGUGGGUCCUUUUUGAUGCAAAUUCUAUCUUUUUGCUAAAUGUGCACGUGUAUCUGAAACUUGAAAACAAUGGCAGUGACUAAUGAGGACGCUCGCUUGUAAACACAAAAUCUGGGAGGAAAAUUGGCUAUAUUUGAGGCCCUAUUUAAAAGUCUUCCCUGUUUUCAAUGUUCUUAAAACUUGCAGGGAAUAUUUCUUGACGAUUGAUCUCGGGAUUGUCGAAUUUAUAAAAAAAGUUAUCGAGCCGUUUUUGGAAAAAUGCGAAAUUUUUAGGCAUGGACCAAAUUACCUCCAAAAACUGUAUCAACAGCAUCUGAAUGCAAGUUAAUAAAAUCCUUCUUACUCACCAUCGUCCAGAGCAAUUCCCCUCUUUUUUUGUAUGCAGUUUUCAAUGGAAUCAAACCACUAUAAGAUGAAGCCGCGUUCCCAGAACUUGUCAUUUUACUUAAAAUAUUAGCGAAUUGUGCGGCUAACAUGCUAUUUCACUGUUUUUGUGAUUCUUAAAACUGCAUUUCAGAAUAUUUCGAAAACUUUGCCAUAAUGGAGGCAAUUAUGGCAGGUACAUACUCCCUUAAGCGAUUUCCUAAAAAAACUCCUGGUACAGAGAAACACAAAGAUAAAUGAAAAACGUAAUGGCGUCAUUACGUUGCAUGGCGACUCUGAUUGCAAUAAAACCCAGAUCAUAAGAAAUUUUCAUUUUUAUAUAAUACAGUUGUUGCAACCUUUUUGCCAUACCUUUACUCAUGCCGAUGUAGUUAAUGCUCAAACUUGGGAGGUAUCCCUCUCAAAAAAUCCAGUCGAGCCACCUUAAGCUGCGAGUAUCCCGCCAUGUUUUAAACAAAGGGCUUCUGACCAAGCAUGCAUUCUAAUCCGCCACAAAUAUGUGAAGCAAGCGUCUUUCAAAGUCGCCUAGUACUUAAAAUCGGGGCUCUGAAAGAAAAAAAAGCGUGCUGCACGUGCAAAUUUGCCUUUUGUAAUUAGAAGAAACUGAAGUGUGCUGCACGCGCAAUUUUUUUUUUUUUUGCUAAUUAGGUCUAUUAGUCUUGAAGCGAUUUUCAUUGUCGUCUCCGUUUAGCAUUACACGAUUUAAUUUUUUUGUCAAAGGUUUAAACCCAGGAGUCAUUUCAAAACUAGGUUGAGUUUGAUCGUCCGGGUGAACGUAGCCCUGAAUAAGACUGUUGUUUUUGACAGUGACUGAAGUUUCGACAACCUGUGCGGUAGUCAUCUUCAGAUUCAACGUGAGUUGUAUCACGUCAGUUGAUGGUAUUAUACUCUGGUUAUUGGUCUGAUUAGUCAACUACGUUGCGAUGUUAUUGGUCGUCUGUCAGUUAAUCCGUGAUGUUAUUGGCUAUGAAGACUCGUAAUCAGUAAUUGGUGCGUUUCGAUCCGUCUAUUGUCACAGUUAAACAGUCGUCUAUUGUCAAUCAAAUUGUCAGUUCUCCAGUCGUUCUCUCGUAGUUAGUUUCGCCGUUUUUUGCCAAUAAGUCGUUUGUACGGCGCUAGUAACUGUUGGCUACGAUUUAGUGGCGUUUGUUCUAAGUUAGUAAACCAGCUUUCUAAAGUAAGACGUUGAUAGUAGUCCCAGUCAAUUAUGUGUUUCGUCUGUAAAUGGUGCUCAGCAAUUUGAUUGUUGACGUCACUAUUCCUCGUCGCUCGCGUCGUUUGUGUUCGGUCAGUCGCGUGCUUAGAUUUCUGCCGGUUUCACCAAUGUAAGAACCCUAGCAGUCGCAGCAUUUGAUCUUGUAUACUGCUCCCGGUCUAUCCUCCGGUUAUCGCUUUGUGUGCAACUCGUAUAUUGUAAGGUUGUAAUAUAAGUGCAAUAGUUUCAGGAGAGGUGCCUCUGAUGUACGGUAUAGUCCUUGUCGAUACAGGGCCCGAGUUGGUCUAAGUGUUGGAAUCAGUGUUACUGUGAGUGUCCCGUCUAACAAAGUCCAUGUUGUAAUUUUUCUUACUAAAAACGUUGUUAAGAUAAUCAGUCUCGUAUUGUAGGCUGUCAGGUAAGUCGCAAACUAGUUGCGCUCAGUCUCGUCAAAGUCCGGAUAGUAGUGGCCUUGUGAGAGGUCGGGUUGUACGAAGACUGGUCUAGAACUCUGUCGGUAUGUGUCGGUUUUCUGUAAAUGGUCGUUUUCAGUUUGUUGUUGUCGCUAGUGACCAAGCCUUCUAGAAAAGGUAUCUUACCAUUUUUUUCGAUCUCCUUGGUGAACUGUAUGUCCGCGUUCUGUCUGUUAACGUGUUCGUGAAAAUCGUCGAUUCCAUCUUUGUGUACGGCGGUGAAUGUGUUGUCAACGGUAGCUAGGGCUUGUUCCUCGAUGUUUUGCAUGACAAUUUCUGCUACAAAAACAGAAACUGAAGAGCCCAUAACUGCACCGUGUAACUGUUUGUAGUGUUUGCCGUUGUACUGAAAAUACGUCGAAGUCAAACAGAGGUUUAAUAGGUCCAUAAUGUCGUCUGUAGGUAGUGGUAGUUCAACAGUAGAGUUCUUAAUGGCGUUCUAAGUACAGUCUAGAGCCAGUUGAAGUGGAAUACUGGUGAACAGUGAUUUCACUUCAAAGGACACUAGUUUGUGGUCGUCCGGUGUCUGUAUUGUCUUAAUGGUGUCAAUAAAGUUCUCAGUAGACUGUAGUUUGGUUCUAGAUUCGUCAGUCAGCGGUUUCAGUACGUUACCGUAAAAUUCCGAAAAUAAGCCCCUCCAAAUAUAAGCCCCCAAAUCUGGUAACGCAAAAACCCCUCCGCUAAAUCGCCCCUCCAAAUAUAAGAAUCCCCCAAGGGCUUGUAUUUGGAAAAAUUGCCCUCAAAUACAAAGUAAAAAGAAAAAGCAAAAACGGUAAAUAUACUUCCAUCUAAAGGCUAGCCCAAUAGAUUUUGAAACGCAAAUUUCCCUCCGUGGAUAAGCCCCUCUGAAUAUAAGCCCUCCAAAAAUAAGCCCCUCAAAAAGGGCCUUUGAAAAAUAUAAGCCCCGGGGCUUAUUUUCGGAAUUUUACGGUAGUUUAUAAGUAUUAUUAACCAGAGCUUCGCUUUUAGCCCUGGCUAAAUCUAUACAUUAGAGAAGAUGGCUUAUAUCUGAGAGAGGGUCUAACCUAAUUUAGCAAAGAUGAUGGUAUUAGUCCCUUAUAAAGCCGCUAGGACGCAAAGUGGAAAAUCUCAAGUAUACAACUUUGGAGGUCGGCUCUAGGCGAAGGUCAAGCAAGCAAAUCGAAACUUUCAACACUUGCGCCAUUCCGGAUCAGUUCACAUGAGGUGCCUAUUCAGUUUAUCAUUUAUUUAUUUUGAUAUGAAGAAUAAUAAGGGAGAAGAAGGAGAGACCUAAUAGGAAGGGGGGGGGGUAUUUAUUUUAUUACCCCGUAUACUGGGGGUCUUAUAAGAGAGGGGAGCUUAAUAGAGGAUUUACAAUAUCUGCAAAUUUAUCACGUAAAUUAUUUAGGAUAAAGAGCGAGUUGAAGACACACCAAAUAACUCCGAAGCAAGUGGGGGACCUUCGAGUACUCCAGACGGGAAGAAAGAGCAAGGAGAAGAAGGUGAUUUUGACGAGGACGAUCGAUGCAAAAUCCCAAUGACAGUGUUUUGGUCGUCGAUCCAGGAAGAGAAUGCUGCACCAAAGACAGAUGAGAAAGAGUGUAAUAACGAUUGUGAGACGUUUUAUCCAACUGACGCGAUGUCCUUUGCAUGGCAGAUAGCACGAGGAAUGGUGGGCUUAUUUAGAUUUUUUUUGUGUGUCUCUUGGAAACCAUAACCGGUUACAGUGUAGCCGUCCGUAGAAGUUCUGAUUUUACAUUUGGUGUAAAGUUUUAAUUUAAAGAUGAAUUUAACGAGAAAACGAGAAUAAGUACACGUUACAGAAAAUGAACAGAUUUCGACACCAGAUAAAAUUAGAUUUCAUUAUCCGUUUGUUUGUGCGAUGUUUACAUGGAUAUAAAAAUGGGUAUUUCUAUCUUCUUUUUCUUUUGUUUUCUUUUUUCUAUUUUAGAGCUAAUUCUUCAAAACCUUUAUUAUUCUUAGCUACUAGCAAACUUAUAUGUUAAUUUCUUAUCUGCGACGCACCGGUAAAUUAAAGCGGAGGUCACCGGUUCGAAUCCCGUUGAAGCCCUGAUAUAUUUCAGGCUUCUUCUUUCCAAUUGCUUAAAUUGGAAAAUUCACUGCGAUGAUCAUUCUUCACUUUUAUCUCAUUCACUUACUAACUGGCUUUACACUUUUCAGAGCUACCUCUCUGAGAAGGGUUUAGUUCACAGGGAUCUUGCUGCAAGAAACAUUCUUGUUGGGCACGGUAAAAAACUCAAGAUUGGAGACUUUGGUUUGAUGCGAGAAAUGUAUCAUGAGCUGUAUGAAGUUAAGAAGCAAAAGAAACUGCCCAUCAAGUGGAUGGCACCAGAGGCGAUUUAUGAACAGAUCUUCACCUCCAAAAGCGACGUG
Molecule: messenger RNA, 9363 nt
Organism: Porites evermanni
Lineage: Eukaryota; Metazoa; Cnidaria; Anthozoa; Scleractinia; Poritidae
Source: the annotation of a GenBank genome assembly